Ceratitis capitata (Mediterranean fruit fly) is the source of this 7246-nucleotide messenger RNA. It is a transcript of the gene ago, whose product is annotated as F-box/WD repeat-containing protein 7. Bases 408 to 4640 code for a protein of 1410 amino acids. The transcript has 8 exons. Lineage: Eukaryota; Metazoa; Arthropoda; Insecta; Diptera; Tephritidae. The record is from RefSeq and is a predicted model, not a curated record. Gene Ontology annotation, cellular component: cytoplasm; nucleus. Gene Ontology annotation, biological process: ubiquitin recycling; proteasome-mediated ubiquitin-dependent protein catabolic process. Gene Ontology annotation, molecular function: ubiquitin binding.
CCUGAUUUGGGGUGCGUGACGUUUCUUGACAGCGGUGCGAGCGCGUGUGUGAUUUUGUGUAUGUGUUAGAGAAGCAUUGUCCAUAUGCCCGUGUAUGCUACAGUGAAACUCAUCGCAGCACUGCUUUGCUCUGCUACGUCGGCAUUUUAUGUUUUCGACAGUGUGAAACAUUAGCUGCAGCGGAACUCGAUGAAACAGAUCUUACCUUGUUAUUUGCUUAAGUAUUUUCACAAUUAUCGCAGGCGUUGCAAUUGUAGAAGUUUACACGAGUUUUCUAAUUAUAUGUGAAUAGUAUUCAUUUUAAAAGACCACAUAAAUAUUAUAUGAUUUAAUUGGUGUUAUAGAUCAUUUCCAUGUGUAUUAAUACGCGUACAUUUUAGCGUGGCAUCUACUGGUUGUACCAUAUUAUGGAAGAAACAUGUUCCAAUGCUAUUGAUUCAAAUCCGUUAGGCGUUGCUACAACCACCGUUGUUGCUGCCGCCUCUAUAGAAAACAAGCCUCGAAAGUCGAAUUUGUUAUCGCGGAAUCAGCAGCCUUCAACUUCUAGGAGCAUACAUACACGCUCAAUGUCGCUGUUGCAAGAGGAAUUCGUAGAUUCGCAACAUGAUUUUGCCGAAGUAUUGGAUAAUGAAACAACCACUUCCGGUGUGUUGGAAACAUUUGAUAUAAGUUCAUCGAACUCAUUGCCACCAAAUAGUGCGGAUGAUCGGAGAGAUGUUGUAGUUGAUGAUGCUUCUUCUACAGAUACCAUUAAAUUGGUAGAUAUAUCCGAGGGUACGGCAUCGUCUAAGAAAUUUUUCGAUGUGUCUAAAGUUUAUGUAAUCAAUGAUGAUGAUGAUGAUGAUGAUGAUGAUGAUGAUGACGAUGUGACAGAAGUGCAGGAAGUGCCGUUGGAAAAUGCGUCGGUAGCAUCGGUGAAUGAAAACGAUGUUCACCAAAACUGUUUAGAAGAUAAUUCUAAUCAACAAAAGCAUAAACGAUUUUCAACUAAUAGCACGAAUAGUCAAUUAAGUAAAGAAACGGGUAGUGUUAUCGUAACCAACGGAGGUGCCACUAUUUACCUCGAAACACCGGUGGUGGAGGAGCAAAGUCAACAUCAUGUACAACUUGGGAAUGCACGAGAAAUAGGCGAACCUAAUGAUAAAGCAGGCAAACCAAAGCGGAUAAGUGAUGAAUUUAUGCUCACAGAUGAGGCAGAACCAUUCGGCAGGGUUGACGAGAAUAAUACCCGAAAUGCAAAUCUCGAGGAUAAAUCAAGUGUGUUGGGCUCAUACAUGGGUGUUGAUGGCAAUGACCGCAUGUCAUUUCGACUGAAAAAAAUGAAUAUCAGUAAUACAGUAACAAAACUUGAUAGACUGCAAGAUAAUCAUCCGUGUAGUUCAAGUGGCAAUGAAAAUAAGCUUAACGCAUUAACGAAAUCCAGUGUUGUUGAUAUCGAAGCUAUGGAUUUGGUAGAGCGUUCCGAUUUUGAGGAAGAGCAAAGGCUGACGGGUGGUAUUAUUUUAAAGAAUAGCACAGUGGCGAAGAAAAACAUGCUUAACUUAAGGCUGGUGAAGUCAACAUGUUUACAGAAUCAGCAAAAUAACUCAGGAGGCCAACAGGAAUCGCUGGAGUUGGGCGAUGAUUGUCCCAGCAGCAGCAGCAAUAUUAAUAAAAGCAGUCAUAGUAACGGAAGUGGAGGUGGAAGUGGACGCGCCGUUUCAUCUGACAGCAAGUGUGCUUAUAAGGAUCUAGUUUCAACACCAACAAGUAGUCGCAUCCACAACAGUCGUUUAACCAAAUCUACUGCCAAACUCAAUUUGUGCUCUUCUCUAAGUCAUCCCCAACAUAGGCAAGCACAACUACUUCAGGAGCGGACCAAAGGUGCCAACAAUUCCAAGACACAACAUAAAUCACAACAAAUUGGCAAAACAAAUAGUCUGACUUCAUUAUCAUCAUCUUCUCAUACAUUUACAAAUUCAAUUGCCUCUUCAUCUACUUCUGCUUCAACGUCGUCUGCAUCUUCAUCUACGUCAUCAUCGUCAUCAUCAGUAAUUGUAGAGGUGCCUACUGCCGCAUCAACCUCAUCAUUGUCAAUACCUAGCACCACAGCUUGUACAGCUGGUGGUGGUAGUGGAGCGGAGAUAUACUCAAACUCUAAUUCAAAUGACAGUCUUAUGAGCAGUAUUGCAACAACUGUCCAUUGUCGACAAAGGCAACAGCAGCAUACAAUUGGUUCGGUUGACAGAACUGAGGUGGGCGGUUGUAGUCGCACCAGUUCUAUACACGCAGCUGUAGCUGAGGCGGCAGAUAACGCAGCGGGUGCUGGUGUAGGUGCGUCGGCAGGCUCAGCAGUUUUGGCUGACUUCGAUGACGCUCAACCUUCAACAUCGUCUGCGCGUUGUCAUUAUGCUCCGUCCACAAAGAGUUUGCGUCAAGUAAAUGCCAGCGCGCAAACCAAUGAGCGCUAUCUUGGCUCUGGGAGUUCAGGAGCCAAUGCAACUCUCAAUCCACCAACUACCAGAUCACGCCGCCGCGCUGAAUUGGCAGCCCAACUGACACGCACCACACCAUCUGACGAAGCCCUUAGUGCGGCUUUCAAAGCGAUUGCUGCGGCUGUGGCGGCUAACCUCAAUGAUGAAGUUUCAUGGGCAGAUUGUGACGAAACUACUUCAGAUGAAGAAAUUUGCACAUGCAUACACAGUAGUAGCUGCAGCGUUAGCAACAGCAGUCAUGGCGGUAGCAACACCAGCUUAAAUGAGACGGAUAUUGAUACGGGUGACAUGUCUUCGGGAGGUAUUGCAGCUGGUGCCAUUGGCACAGCCAAAGAUGGUGAUUUGUCAAAUUACAUACAAAUGGUUUCGAUAUCGGAGGAGGUGGCGAGCAAUAAUGGAGCCAACCUCAAUGCAGAGAUUACAACCUCUUGUGCGCAUACUAAUGCUCCGCAGCGUAAGCGGAAAUAUGACAGUCGUUUGUUGGACACCAACGCCAGUGCCGUUAUAUCCAAUAAUGCUAACUCUGCUAGCAUUGAUGAUGCUAAUGGCAGAAAGCGCAUCGCUUAUGAUUUAACGUCAACUCCACGCCUCUCCAGUGCUUUAGUAAACAUGCCCUCCACGAGCUCAACACAGCUGGUACCACUCUCAUCCAGUACAUGUGUCGGCCGCCGCACACCGCGUUCAAUAAUACCAACUCGCGAGAAUCCACCGCCUGAACUCCAACAAUGGCUGUCACAAUUCCAACGUUGGACCCAUGUUGAGCGUCUUUUGGCAAUCGAUCGUUUAAUUGAGUAUUGUGAGCCUACGCAAGUUCGUCACAUGAUGAAGGUUAUCGAACCACAAUUCCAACGCGACUUUAUUUCGUUGCUGCCGCGUGAGCUAGCUUUGCAAGUACUUGCAUAUUUAGAUCCGAAAGACUUGUUACGUGCCGCACAGACUUGCCGCAGUUGGCGUUUCUUGUGUGACGACAAUUUACUGUGGAAGGAGAAAUGCCGUAAAGCACAAAUCCUCACAGAGCCACGCAAGGAUCGACCGAAACGCGGACGCGCAGGCAAUAUGCCGCCAAUAGCGUCUCCAUGGAAGGCUGCUUAUAUGAGACAGCACAUCAUUGAAAUGAAUUGGCGAUCGCGCCCCAUACGCGAGCCGAAGGUAUUAAAAGGACACGACGAUCAUGUUAUUACUUGCCUGCAAUUUUCAGGUAAUCGUAUAGUGUCCGGUUCAGAUGACAAUACAUUGAAAGUGUGGUCGGCGGUGACUGGCAAAUGUUUGCGUACCCUCGUUGGCCACACUGGUGGCGUUUGGUCUUCGCAGAUGUCUGGUAAUAUCAUAAUCUCAGGAAGUACCGAUCGUACACUGAAAGUCUGGGACAUGGAUACUGGUCAAUGUUUGCACACCUUGUUGGGACACACCUCCACUGUACGCUGUAUGCAUUUGCACGGCAAAAAGGUUGUAAGCGGCUCGCGCGAUGCCACCUUGCGUGUAUGGGAUAUUGAACAAGGCACUUGUCUGCAUGUUUUGGUUGGCCAUUUGGCAGCGGUACGAUGUGUGCAAUAUGACGGCAAACUGAUUGUGUCCGGAGCAUACGAUUAUAUGGUGAAGAUUUGGCAUCCCGAGCGUCAGGAAUGUCUGCAUACACUCUCCGGACAUUCGAAUCGUGUUUAUUCCCUACAGUUCGAUGGCGUACAUGUGGUUUCUGGCUCGCUAGAUACUUCAAUACGCGUUUGGGAUGUCGAGUCGGGCAAUUUAAAACAUAUAUUAAUGGGUCAUCAAAGUCUGACUUCCGGCAUGGAGCUGCGCCAGAAUAUUUUAGUAUCAGGUAAUGCCGAUUCUACCGUAAAAGUAUGGGAUAUCACAACAGGGCAAUGUUUGCAAACAUUAUCGGGUCCUAAUAAGCACCAGUCGGCAGUAACUUGCCUGCAAUUCAAUUCACGAUUUGUGGUUACGAGUUCGGAUGAUGGUACUGUGAAAUUGUGGGACGUUAAAACGGGUGAAUUUAUACGUAAUUUAGUCGCUUUGGAUUCGGGGGGCUCCGGUGGUGUUGUGUGGCGCAUAAGGGCGAACGAUACAAAGCUUAUAUGUGCUGUUGGCUCGCGUAACGGUACAGAGGAAACCAAACUUAUGGUUCUGGACUUUGAUGUAGAAGGAGCUUGUGUAAAAUGUUCAUAGGAAAUGUGACAUCAGGUUGCAGACAAAGUUAAUAUUUAAUAUAAACAAAAAAAUAUAAUACAACUAAUACGCAAAACAGCAUAAUCAUAGCAUGUGGAAACAAACCAAUAAACAAACAAACAAACAAACAAAAAAUGCAAGUUACACAAAACAUUGCCAACAACAUACGUAGUUAGUAUAUAUACAUAUAUAUACACGUAUUAUGUAUACGAAGGCGUUCAAAUUGUCUAACACUAUGAACUUUUGUAAUGUCAUGUAUGUAUGUACACGAGCGUAACACAUAAAAUUAUACCGCCUGAAUUUAUUGCGAAAAUUAUGGUUAAUCCUUACGUAAUGUUUUAGAAAAGCCUACCACCCAAGAUACAUACGUGUAUGUAUAAUACAAAAGCUAAUAGAAAUUGUAAAAUUUUCUAAGAGAUUAUUUGGCACAUUAUAUGUAUGUAGAUUGUUUUCGCAUAGUGGAAGAGACAUUAUCUAAUUGGAGGGUGUGUAUACGGUAAAAGCGCUAAAAAAAAAUAUAAAUGUAUUCGUAUUUGGUUUGAAAUUUUAACAAUUUAGUAAUACAUUAUUUUAGGUGGGCACUUACGAAAUUACAUUACUACAUAAAUAUUCAUUUAAGAAAAGCUAAGAAAAAAAAUCGUAAGAAUGCAAUAUUGUGAAAUUUAUUAAUAAUAUAAUAAUCUUCCAAUUAGGUAAGAGCAUUUAAUGUCAGCGCAUUGCUGAAACCCCUAUUUGUUUAUGUUAGCGUUUGGUCAAUAUUUUGCGUAGCAAGCGAAAAUCAUGGCAAUCAUACACAUGUACCGCUAUAAAUGCGUGUAAAGAACCACAAAACAACAACAACAAAAAAGCAGAAGUUAUGGAAGUUAGAAAAUUAAAUUUUUAUAAUUAGUGUUACCUUUCCACGCAUACACACAAAAAUUCUUAAACACAUAUAAAGGUUUAUAUGCCUCUGGCGUGUUAGCAGUACAACUAAUUUGUAUUUUUAACGUUAAUUAUAUUUCAAUUAAUUUUAGUUAUUAUUAAUUUCUUUUUAAAACAUUUUAAGCAAAUUUAUUUGAUAUAACGGUUAUGUAUUGUAGUCCACAUGCGCAAGUGGCAAGUAGUUCUUAAUAAUUUAGAUCAUAUUGUUGAGAGCUUUAUAAACUUAACAUGUACGACUAUAGAUAGAUACUAUAAAGCGAUUUGGUUUGCAAUUAUGUCGGCUAAAAUUGUUGUAAAAUCUACAUUUUCAAAUUGCUAUAGUAUUUAGCUUUUUUACUUUUAAUUUUUUUUUUUUUACAAUUUUUCUCUUUACUAUUCUACUGUUAAACCUUGUUUUGUGUUGUUAGCAAAGGUUCAAAUUACAAAAGAUGUGCGCUUAACGAAAUGUCUUUCGAAGCACAUUUCACACAUAGCUACAUCCAUAUAAACAUAUAUGUGAAAUAAUUGAGUUCGUUUUAAGGCUUUCAAAUUAAAAAUGUUCUUCCACAGAUACCACCAAACUGCACGAAUGAUUCGUGAUUUUAUUUGGUGGUGCGUAAUUUGUUAAAGAAAAAAAUUUUAGGAAAUUUUUGUUUAUUUUUUCUUGCUAAUUUUUUAAACAGCUCCAGUUUUAAGAGUCAUCACGUUAAUAGUUUCGUUUAAAUUGUGUUAACAAACCAAGCAACCACAUACAGUUGUUAGGGAAAAUAUAUAUAUAUAUAAUAUUAUAUUAAAUAUAUUUUUCUAAAUAUUUUACUUUGUAUGUUUGCGAUUUGUUAGUUUCGUUCAAAGCAUUUUAUUUAUUAACAAAUCGUUGUUAUAGAAGAGUAGUUCAGUAAAGAAUCAAUUCUAUAUAAAUUGCAAGUGUUAAUUUUCGUUACGUAAAUAUGUAAAACUUAACUGUAUCAGAGCAAUUUCUGUUAUUUUAUACAUACUAAUAAUCCAUAAAUACAAACAUACAUACACACACAUCAUAUAUUUGCCAAGAAUAUUGCCAUGCAGAUAUUUCUUUGCAUAAAAGAGCAUCCAAAUGCGUAUUUUUAUAGACGAAUUAAGAGCUAAAUUAAAAUUGAUUGAAUAAAUGCAAACCGAUCGCAGCUAUUUUAAUUAAAGUUACAGCCGUACACAGCAGCAUAAGUUUGAUAUAAAAUUGUCAGCAAGAUAUUUUAUGUAGUGUCAUGUAUUUUUUUUUUAAUUUUUUUUUUUUUUUUUUUUAAUAGAAACGCACACAUGCGAAGGCAAGCGCCUCAACUUAAAUUAAUUAAGCGUUUUAAAUUGUAUGUAACGCAACAAAACAACAAAAAAAACAUAAAAAUCAUUGUAAAAUUUAUAACUUUUCUACGCUUUUCGUCAGCGUUGAAAUUAUAAUUCAUUCGUUCGUUUGUGGAAAGCCCGGCCCCACAUGUGUGCGUGCGCGUGUGCGUGUGCGUAAUUCAUUUAAUAUACAUAUUAAGUGAUGCAUAAACAGCAGCAACAACAACAACAACAACAACAAGAACAAGAAGCAAACAAAUUGAAUAUUAAAUUUUAAUUAUAGACUGAUUUAUUAGUAACUAACUAAUCUAUAUUUUAAUAAUAUUACUGUAUCAGUUUUAAGUAUAAUGAAGCAUAAUAAAAACAUAACAACAACAACAGCAGCACACAAA